Messenger RNA from Exaiptasia diaphana, 986 nucleotides. RefSeq lists its product as uncharacterized. Gene Ontology annotation, molecular function: GTP binding; GTPase activity. The record is from RefSeq and is a predicted model, not a curated record. Lineage: Eukaryota; Metazoa; Cnidaria; Anthozoa; Actiniaria; Aiptasiidae. The annotation marks the transcript as partial. The transcript has a single exon.
CUUUUUAAUUAUAAGAGGAAAGCAAGCCGAUCUAAAGUGCUUCMUCUAGCUCAGUGUAAGCUCUCAACUGAGCAAAGAUGUCCUCUCUACUUGUCAAAGUAGUCGCUUUUUUAUUCGUAAUGGAUUCCUUUGAAUUCUACAUUGAUGCAAGCAAAGCAAUUCGUUUGCUWUCAGUGGACAAAAAAUCUGGCAAGUUCAUACUUAACCAUGAUGCGUUGUCCCUGCUCAAASAACUUCCUUCUCGAUCUAUAAAAGUAGUAUCCGCCAUUGGUGAUGCCAGAGUUGGCAAAUCAACGGCUUUAAAUUACCUCGCGCACUCGUUAAAUGGUUUUACCAGCGAACAAAAAGUGGRAGAAGUGUUUGAGACAGGAGAUACGAUGGAACCAGUGACGCAUGGAGUUUGGYWGUCGUUAGAGCCCAAGCAAGGUUUUGUAUUACUGGACGUGGAGGGAACUGAUCUCGGCAACGACGAACAAACCACUAAACUAAGUAUAUUCACUGCUCUAAUGUCGUCUUCCUUGAUGAUUUUCAUGAAAGAAGCUCCGUCCAACCACAUUCUUCAGUUCUUGUACAAAAUUUGCCGAGUGAGCGAGAACGUAGUGAAAGAGGAGGACAUGAAGUACUUCCCUCUUUUGCUCCCAGUAAUGAGAGGAAAUCUUAAAGUUCCCAAAGGUUUCUCGUCGACAGCUGAUUACAUCAAAGACGUUUUUACAAAUAUCGAUACACAAGAACAAGAAGGAGUAGCUGUGCAAAGGACUAUAGGCAAAUAUUUCCCAAAGGAGACAAUAAAAGUAUUUGAAUUGCCUUAUGUGGAAAACAUUUCAAAGAACUUUGCAAGCGAGUAUUUUUAUCAAAUCCGCAUGAUUUAUCGCAAUCUACUGAAUGCAUCUCCAGAUAAAAAAACACCGAACGGAGGUCAGAUGGAUGGGAAGGGUUUGGCAUCACUUGCUAAGCUCUUGGUUGACGAAAUGAAUAAUAAUAAAGAC